AUGAGACACCACCAGUCAUGGGACACCACCAGUCAUGAGACACCACCAGUCUGGGACCUCACCAGUCGUGGACAGUCCGCCGUCAGGACACCAUUCAUGGGACAUACCCCAGUCAUGGACACACCACAGUCGGACACCACCAGUCAUGGGACACACCAUCAGUCGGACCACCAGUCUGGGACACCAUCAGUCAUGGACACACCGGGACAUCGGACCACCACAGAGACAGAGGACCAGAGGGACCACCACAGGGGACCUGGAGGGGCCACAGGACAGGGGACCAGGGGACCACCACAGGGGACCACCACAGAGGGCCACCACAGAGGAGCCACAGAGGACCACCACAGGGGACCACCAGAAGGACCACCACAGAGGGACCACCACAGAGGACCUACAGAGGGACCACCACAGGGGACCUACAGGGGACCACCACACAGGGGACCAAGAGGGACCACCAGAGGACCACCACAGGGGACCACAGGGGACCACCACAGGGGACCACCACAGAGGGACCUGAGGGACCACAGGGGACCACCACAGGGACCAGGGGGACCACCACAGAGGACCACCACAGAGGACCACCACGGGGACCACCACAGGGGACGAGGACCACCACAGGGACCACAGAGGACCACAGGGACAACCACAGGGGGCCACAGAGGGACAACCGGGGACCACCACAGAGGACCGAGGACCACCACGGGACCACAGGGACCACCACAGAGACCACACAGGACCACAGGGGCUACAGGGGACCACCACAGAGGGACCACCACAGAGGACCACCACAGAGGGCCUACAGAGGGCCACCACAGGGGACCUACAGAGGACACAGAGGACCACCACAGGACACCACAGGACCUGCAGGGGACCACCACAGAGGGACCACCACAGGACCACCACAGGGGGCCUACAGGACCACCACAGAGGGACCACCACAGGGGACCACCACAGGACCGGGACAGGGCCAGGACAGAGGGACCACCACAGGGGACCACCACAGGGCCGACCACAGAGGACCACCACAGAGGCCACAGAGACCACAGGGACCGAGGCCACCACAGGACCACCACAGAGGGCCACCACAGGGGACCACCGGGGACCUACAGAGGACCAGGGGACCACCAGAGGACAGGGGACCACAGGGGACCUGACAGGGGACCACCACAGGGGACCACCGGGGACCACCACAGGGGACCGACAGGACCACAGAGGACCACCACAGAGGGACCACCACAGAGGCCACCAGGGGACCACCACAGAGGACCUCAGGGACCACAGGGGACCACAGAGGGGCCACCACAGGGGACCUCCACAGGGGACCACCACAGGGACCACAGGGACCACCACAGGGACCCGGGGACAACCCGGGGAACCACAGAGGACCACCACAGAGGACCACAGAGGACCACCACAGGGGACCACACAGGGGACCACACCACAGGGACCACAGGGGACCACCACAGAGGGACCACCACAGAGGAGGACCUGCAGAGGACCCAGGCCACAGAGGACCACCACAGAGGACCACAGGGGACCACCAGAGGACCACCACGGGGCCACCACAGAGGGCCACCACAGGGGACCACCAGAGGACCACCGGGGACCACAGAGGGACCACCAGAGGGACCACCAGGGGGACCACCACAGGGGACCACCACAGAGGACCACCACAGGGGACCACCACAGAGGGACCACAGAGGACACCCAGGGGACCACCACAGGGACCACCACAGGGGAGGACCACCACAGGGGACAACCACAGGGAACCUGCAAGGGACCACCACAGAGGACCACCACAGGGACCAGCACAGAGACCACCACAGAGGACCACCACAGAGGGGCCACCACAGGGGACCUGGAGGCCACCACAGGGACCACCACAAGGACCACAGGGACCACCACAGGGAACCACAGAGGGACCACCACAGGGGACCACCACAGAGGGCCAGGGGCCACCACAGAGGACCACCACAGGGGACCACCACAGGGACCACCACAGAGGACCCCACAGGGGACCACGGGGCACAGAGGGCCACCACAGAGGACCACCACAGGGACCACCAGAGGGACAGCAGGGGACCACGCACAGGGGACCACCACAGAGGGCCACCACAGAGGGCCACCACAGGGGACCACCACAGGGACCACCACAGGGGACCACCACAGGGGACCACCACAGAGGGACCACCACAGAGGGACACAGAGGGGCCACCACAGAGGGACCACCACAGGGACCACACAGAGGACCACCAAGGGGACCACCAGGGACACCACAGGGGACCACCACAGGGGACCCGGGGACACACAGAGGGACACCACAGAGGACCUGCAGAGGGACCACCACAGGGGGACCACCACAGAGGGGCCACCACAGAGGGACCACCACAGAGGGACCACGGGACCACCACAGGGGGACCACAGGGGACCACCACAGGGGGACCACCACAGGACCACCACAGAGGGACCACCACAGAGGGACCACCAGAGGGACCUGCAGAGGAGGGGACAGAGGGAACCACCACAGAGGACCACCACAGGGACCACCACAGGGGAACAACCACAGGGGCCUACACAGAGGGACAACCACAGGGAACCACAGAGGGACCACCACAGAGGACCAGCACAGAGACAACCACAGGGGACCACCACAGAGGGACACCACAGGGAACCACCACAGAGGACCACCACAGGGACCACCACAGAGGACCACCACAGAGGACCACACAGGGCCACAGGACAACCACAGGGAACCACCACAGAGGACCACCACAGGACCACCACAGAGGACCACCACAGAGGACCACCACAGAGGGCCACACAGGGGGACACCACAGAGGGGCCACCACAGAGGGACCACAGGGGACCACAAGGACCACCACAGAGGACCACCACAGAACCACAGAGGACCACCACAGGGACCACCACAGAGGACACACAGAGGGACCACCACAGAGGGACCACCACAGGGGACCAACACAGAGGACCACCACAGAGGACCACCACAGAGGACCACAGGGGACCAACAGGGGACCACCACAGAGGGACCACAGAGGACCACCACAGAGGGACCUCAGAGGACCACCAGAGGGACCACCACAGAGGGACCACCACAGGGGGACACCACAGAGGGACCACCACAGGGGACACCACGGGACACCACAGGGGACAACCACAGAGGGACCACCACAGGGGACCACCAGGGGACCACCACAGGGACCACCACAGAGGGACCACCACAGGGGGACACCACAGAGGACCUUCACAGGGGGCCACCACAGAGGGACCACCACAGAGGGACCUUCACAGGGGCCACACAGGGGACCACCACAGAUGACCACAGAGAGGACACCACAGAGGGACCCCACAGAGGGGCCUACAGGGGACCACCACAGAGGACCACACAGAGGACAACCACAGGGACCACCACAGAGGGCCACCACAGAGGGCCACCACAGAGGGCCACCACAGAGGCGUCUCAAACCCGUGCUUGAGAUGAACCAUCCAACUGUUGUGAAAUACACCUCCAAAUUCAUCCUCAGAUUUUUCUCUAAGCGAUGA
This is a messenger RNA of Homarus americanus (American lobster), 3561 nucleotides long. RefSeq names its product pre-mRNA 3' end processing protein WDR33-like. The record is from RefSeq and is a predicted model, not a curated record. Bases 1 to 3561 code for a protein of 1186 amino acids. NCBI's taxonomy places the organism in Eukaryota, Metazoa, Arthropoda, Malacostraca, Decapoda, Nephropidae. The transcript has 4 exons.